Messenger RNA from Stomoxys calcitrans (stable fly), 1628 nucleotides. RefSeq names its product GDP-fucose transporter 1 (gene nac). Gene Ontology annotation, molecular function: antiporter activity. The transcript has 4 exons. Lineage: Eukaryota; Metazoa; Arthropoda; Insecta; Diptera; Muscidae. Gene Ontology annotation, cellular component: Golgi apparatus. Gene Ontology annotation, biological process: protein O-linked glycosylation via fucose; GDP-fucose import into Golgi lumen. The coding region runs from base 68 to 1093 and encodes 341 amino acids. The record is from RefSeq and is a predicted model, not a curated record.
CAUACCGGCAUAGUUAUUAAAUCGUUAUAUCGGCAGAAUUAAAUUUGUUGUUAAUUUGUUUACAAACAUGUAUCAAAAAUUGGAGGAACCAAAGCCACCAGCAACCCUUCUGGGGAAAUAUAUUAAGGUUUUUCUGGUUGUAGCUUUGUAUUGGUUCAUUUCCAUAUUGACCGUGUUUGUGAAUAAGCACUUAUUAAGCAGCGAGAGCGUUAAGUUGGAAGCACCACUUUUUGUCACCUGGUUUCAGUGCGUUGUUAGUGCUCUCAUUUGUUUCCUAAUGAGCCGUUUGUCUAAACUUUAUCCGUCGGCUAUCACUUUUCCAGAGGGCAAUCCCUUGGACAUUGAUACAUUUCGUAAGAUACUUCCCCUUUCGAUUUUAUUUACAUUGAUGGUGGGCACAAAUAAUCUAUGCCUUAAAUAUGUUGGAGUUGCAUUCUACUAUGUUGGCCGUUCACUUACGACCGUCUUUAAUGUCAUCCUAACCUACAUGAUACUAAAACAGAAAACCAGUUGCUCUAGCAUUCUCUGUUGUGCGGGCAUUGUUGCCGGAUUUAUGCUGGGUGUCGAUCAAGAAAGUCUAACCGAAUCCUUUUCAUGGCGUGGUACCAUAUUUGGUGUUUUAGGCUCCCUGGCCUUGGCCAUGUAUUCGAUACAUACAAAAAAGGCUCUACAUCAUGUCAAACAGGAAGUUUGGCUAUUGUCCUACUACAAUAAUCUUUACUCUUCGGUAAUAUUUCUUCCCUUAAUCAUACUCAAUGGAGAGCUAGAGGCGAUAAUAACAUAUCAAAAUAUAUUUGAAUUUUGGUUUGUUAUAACGAUGCUGAUGGGCGGUGUAUGUGGAUUUGCCAUUGGUUUUGUAACGGCAUUACAAAUAAAGAUAACAUCUCCAUUAACGCAUAAUAUCUCGGGCACAGCCAAGGCUUGUGCACAAACUGUGAUAGCCACACAAUGGUAUAAUGAGCACAAAUCCUUUCUUUGGUGGACCUCAAAUAUUGUGGUGUUGGCAGCAAGUGCUGCAUAUACACGCGUCAAACAAUUGGAAAUGCUACGACAGCACAAUCGUUCCACGGCAGUCACUACGCAAAAAGCAUGAUUUUUUUAUAUUUUCUGAUUUACAAUGUAAGUCAAAAAUGUAGUCUUUGACAAAAGAAUUUUUUUUAAAAUUUUAAUUGCAAAAAUUUUGCAAAAGCAUGUGAAUUUGUACCAUUAGUAAUUACAUUUAAGGCAUAGAAUCUUGUAUACAUAUUAGUGGGCUUGAUUUGUAUGGAUGUUAAAAAGAAGAAUUAAGAAUCGUACAGCAGAAACGUUGUCUAAAAUUCGAAGAAAUUUCUCUGAAGAAACCAUGGACCAAACCCUAAUCCAUUUUCAAGUCGAGAGGCGCUGAUUAGGAUUUUAUUUUAGAUACAUGGUUUCGGAGAAUUUUAUAUAGUUUACGUUUUUGGUAUACGAUUUAAAAAAAAUCAACUCUCCCUAAUACAUAUUGUACAUUUGUAUGUAUCAUCAGUAGGAUUUACCAAAGCGUCUUAAGUUAAAAAAAAACACAAAAACAAAAAAUGUUGUACCAUUUCAUUUAAAAUAUCCAAAUUCCUAAUAAACAUAAGUUUUAAUUAAUUGUUAAUUAAUCUUAA